GAAGAAUGCGAUUGGUGUAUGACAUUUGACGUAAUUUAUUUUGUAUUUAGAAUUUUUGGAUUAUUAUUGGAUUCGACCCCGAUUCACCCUAAAAUUUAAAAUGUCUGGUUCCCUUACAGGGAUUGUAACCCACACGAGGAAGGUUCAAAGUUUGUAUAAAAGGACUCUACGUGAACUGGAAAAUUGGUAUGCCGACAGAAUAGCGUUCAGAUAUAAUGCCGUUCUGAUGAGGCAGAGAUUCGACCAAAAUAGCGACAUCAAAGAUUUGAGAAUAGCCAAAGAUUUGCUGGAGAAAGGCGAAGCAGAAUUGUUCAAUAAUCAACAUACGCAUCCAAGGAAAUUUCCUCAAUCGCCCGGUGGGGUCGCCUUCGAACGUGAAGUCAUCCCUCCCGAUUGGGUUCUCGACUACUGGCAUCCCUUGGAGAAGGCCCAGUAUCCGGAGUACUUUGCGCGAAGGGAGCUGAGGAAGAAGGAGUUCGUGAAAAUGUGGGAGGAAAAGUACGGCAAAUCGUCCACGUUCACGCCGCAUUAAUUACACUCGUGUGUUUCAUCGGUAAAAAGUUAUUGUAGAUAAAUAUAUUAUUUUAAAAACUGCAACGCAAAAACAAUUUCGUAAUCCU
Phyllotreta striolata is the source of this 620-nucleotide messenger RNA. NCBI's taxonomy places the organism in Eukaryota, Metazoa, Arthropoda, Insecta, Coleoptera, Chrysomelidae. The record is from the annotation of a GenBank genome assembly.